Molecule: messenger RNA, 957 nt
Organism: Oryza brachyantha (malo sina)
Lineage: Eukaryota; Viridiplantae; Streptophyta; Magnoliopsida; Poales; Poaceae
Product: STS14 protein-like
Exons: 1
Coding region: 87-686 (199 amino acids)
Source: RefSeq, a predicted model, not a curated record
AAGAGACAAUCGCGCGCUCACAGUUUCUCAGUUCAGGGCGGCCAUUACUCAGCUCACCCACUCCAGAUCUCAUCGCGCUCGUGUCCAUGUCCAUGGCGUCGGCGUCGGCGUCUCAGCGGCAGCACCGCAUGGCCACGGCGUGCUUCCUCGCCGUCGCCGUGCUCGCGCUGUGGGCGGCGCCGACUGCGCGCGGCGCGCGGCCGCCUCCUCGUGCCGGGGCGGCGGCGCGGGCGCAGGCGCAGCAGCAGGCGAACGCGUCGGCGUCGGCGGCGGACGAGUUCCUGGCGCCGCACAACCAGGCGCGGGCCGCGGUCGGGGUGGCGCCGCUGCGGUGGAGCGGCGACCUGGCGGCGGCGGCGGCGAGGACGGCGUCGCAGCAGCAGCAGCGGCAGGCGCGGUGCGGGUUCGCCGACAUGGCCGGGAGCCCCUACGGCGCGAACCAGGGGUGGGCGAGCUACCCGGCGCGGCCGGCGGAGGUGGUGGCGUCGUGGGUGGCGGAGGGGAGGUUCUACACCCACGCCAACAACUCCUGCGCCGCGGGGCAGCAGUGCGGCACCUACACGCAGGUGGUGUGGCGGCGCACGGCGGAGCUCGGCUGCGCGCAGGCCAGCUGCACCGCCGGCACCACGCUCACCAUCUGCCUCUACAACCCGCACGGCAACGUGCAGGGCCAGAGCCCCUACUGAGACAACCCAGCCGGCCGCCCGGCUACGUACGUCGCCGCCCCCUCGCCGUCGCCGCCAUCGCCGGAGCAUGGUUUACAGCACGACGACGACGACGACGCUUGUCUCACUUAAUUAAGCUUAAUUAAUUAGUAGCACGUACGUGUGUCUUGUGAACUUGUGAUGUUGUUAUCUGUACUUUGUUUGUUCUACGUGGUGUUUAGCUAGAGCUGCGUGCGUGUGCUUAGUUAGGCUUUGGCCACAAAUCAAUGCCACGACGUGUGACUUGGUAGCA